AUGAAUCUCCUCGAAAAACUCGAUCAGGAGAGCGAUGUCGUCGAAGAGCUGCGCCACCAUCUCGAGCUGGUGCUCGAAGGUUUUGUGGGGGGCUCUCUCGACUCGACUCCGAUCGGGAAGAUCUUCCUGGAUCCCAGCUACGAUGAGCUGAUCAAGGAGUUUCGGCCGCGGCUCGACGAAGCUUUCGUUUCGUUCCUUUCGGCGUUGCUUUACGCGCUCAAAACGUCGCUAAUUGAUAUAGGAUUGAUCGAUCACCGUGCCUAUGACCUCUCGGCGGCUCACGAAAGCCUCAAGAAUGUGGUCAAUUCACUGAAGAGCGCCAGUCAUACUUGGCUGAGCAAACUAUCCGAACCACCCGAUAUGAUGGCCGAUGUCGACAACAACAACGCCGCCGCCACCGCCGACAACACGGCGAAAGGCUCUUUGACCUACGAACGAGCGCUGGCGAUGAGUUGUAUCAACAAAGUCGUAAUUUCUAGUCUUAAAAAAUCGUCUACAAUCCCAGAACAGAAACUGGGCGGUGAUUACAGUUACGAGUCGACGACGUCUCUGACUGUUUACUGUGAUGGAGGAAGGGACCACGACGAGAAUUGGAAGGCGGCGGCACAGAGCGUAGAUUUCAGCGACGUGAAAUCGGAUCUACUGAAGAAGUUCUGCGCUGCUUCGGCUGGCGGAGUGCCGUUCCCCGAGUACGGCGUGGACAUUGUGGACUCAGCGUGGGACAGAACGUCCUCGUCUAAUGCCGUGAACGAAGCCACCGAGGAUUCCAAAGCGUCGUCAGUUGCGAUGACCAGCACGGAUUGGGAGGACAAUUGGCUUUUUCGGAAAAAGCCUCUGAGCCGUUCGGGUGCCUUCAAUUUGGAACCAGUCGAGAUGGUUAUACCGAAACCGAAUCGACCGGAAGGGGUGACUCUCGGGAAUCUGGAAAUCGACGCGCUGUCGGAACUCUCAGAGAACAACUCAGUCGCAUCGCUGGAUUUUUCCUCCUCGGAAAGUGAGUCCGACCGUCCGCAAGUGACAGGAGCUGUCAUGAAGCCACAGGUAAAGUCCGCGGAAAUCUCCGGACUUCCCAAGGUCACAAUCGGCGAUCAAACGACCGGUUGCCUAUCCGGUACCACGACGGUAGUUACGGUCAACGGCGUAAGCGACCGCGUUCUCAUUGAACAACAGCGGCAGCAGCAGCAGCAGCAACAACAACAACAGCAACAAACUGACGUCACCGUUAUUACGGGGGGUGGCCGGCUCCAGAAAAAGAAGCCUCUGGUGGGUCUCCGAGCGAAGGCGACAUUCGACGGAAAAGUCGUCAUGGAAAAUAUUGACGACGUCAAAGCGGACCGCGCCGGCAUCGUCUAUUUCAAAUCGAAAGAUUCCACGACGGAAUUGAGCGAUCGCCGGACUCCUUUGGGCAGAAGCGCGACAUCGUACGAUGAGUUAUCAGUUCGGGCAUUCAAAGAAGAAACCCUUCGCAGCCUGGAGCGGCGUUUCGAAGAGUUCGAGGAGCAGGUCGACAACACCGGCACCACGAGUUCUCUGAAGUCUCUGAGUGAAGAGGAUCUCGAUAUCCACACGAGUGUUUCGACGGACUUCUCGUUCCGUCGCAGUCCCGAGGGUUGUUCGAAAUCGAACACGCCGAACAUAACGAGUAUGUUCAUUGGCAAGUCAAAUAGUCCAGAUUCGCACGACCACGACCGGACGUCGAGUUCACCGUCGGGCAUCAAAUCGCCCAUCGAGGACAUCGUGCGGACGCUGACCAAAUCAACGCUCGAAGCGACACAGAACGUCCGACCGGUAACUACCCGUCUGUCGAACAAGGAAACUACCAAUGAGGAAACGGUGAGCGUUUCGAUUUCUUCUGGCAGAGGAUCAACGGCUUCGACGACCUCAGCCUCAUCCGUGCAGUCAUACGAGCUGCUCAACCAACGAGAGACGGCUUCUCGUCUGAGCGAAGCGAGCAUCGACCGAGAUCGAAGCAUAAGUGCCGAACCCGCCCAGGACCCCUCGAUAAUCUGCAACCCUCUCCUGUCGACGAGAAGUGCGCUCGCUGGUUCGUUUUCGGUCGGUACCCCCACCCCACCAGCCGCGCUCGCUAUCGCGAACGCUAAGGCGAACGCUUCCGCACUCGCUCACGCAAACGCUACCGCAGACGCUCCCGCCGCCGUCGCUGGCUUGGAUGAGAGACCUUCGAGCUCGGCGGAACAGUCGCAUGAGCGGCGGCCGCACGUCAACGCCACCGCGAGCCACAAGCUACAAACGGCCGCAGACUUGGAAGAAGCAGUGGAAAUAACUACAGAGCGCACAGCGACUGUAGGCAGCUCCAAAGCGGUGGCGAGCGAGUUGGUAGCGACACCGCCGUCUACGACGACCGCCGACGGCGCUGUAGCGUCAGAGGACAAAGUUGACGGUGGCGGCAGCGCUCGUCACGAGGGAAAUCGACGUACUCCGGAACUGGACCGUGACCAGGAUAUCUACUGUGUUCUGCCGGUGUCGAAGCUCGACGUUCCUCAAGAGCGCCCGACCAUGCAGCGACAGCAACUGGACAGAGAAAUCGAGCAGCGGAUCCAGCGUUUCCAGAGCAACACUCUGCCAAACCCUAAGCGACGUCACUUCAGAAAAGAACGUGGUUCGCGCUCGUCUUCCUCGAUGCACCCGAUUCCGGCGAAGCGAAACCUUCUCAAGCUGAAUAGUUCUCAACGGGAGGUGAAUAUCUAUCCGCCGUCUUCGGCGGUCGUCGAUACGAUCCCAGUGCCAAAAAACCGAAGCAGAAGCUUCACGCAGGUUUUCCCUCACCGACCUUUGGCGGUAGCACCCGAACAAGCCGUACUCGCUGAAGCCGACGAGCCGGAGGCGGUUCCUCUUCGGACGAAAGGGGCUUCGUUCGGUGUUCAAAUCUAUCCGGCGCCGGCUCCCCAACCUCGACCUCGACGUCGAAGCCCCGGUGGAGUGGACGCGAGAAGAACCCCGUCGCCUGUGUGUGCACUAGGGAACUCACAGGAAAUCGGCAUCACUUCGAUGAAGAAGGCCGUCAUUGAGAAGGACCUUCGCGAUAAGCUGCCCAACGUCAGGAGGCUAGCGAGCAGAUUCCGAGAACCUGUACGCGCGGGAGACUACCAGAGCGCUACGUUGCCGGCGUCGCUCUCGUCGAAACGUCGGCUCCUUCGAGAAAACGGCCGGAAAGACACUCGAGAGCUCAACAAUCGUCUCAGUCAUUUCGACAGUUUCUCGUGA
This is a messenger RNA of Galendromus occidentalis (western predatory mite), 3225 nucleotides long. RefSeq lists its product as uncharacterized. The record is from RefSeq and is a predicted model, not a curated record. The coding region runs from base 1 to 3225 and encodes 1074 amino acids. Lineage: Eukaryota; Metazoa; Arthropoda; Arachnida; Mesostigmata; Phytoseiidae. The transcript is spliced from 3 exons.